GGAAUAAAUUAAACAGAAAACCUCGCUGGCGCUGCCACACUCCACAAUCACAAAGCAUUGUGGGAGAUGGCACGGCACCUGACUGACUGUUCGUUUACGUGUUCCGGACGUUACGAAUCAGACGUCUUCUAAAGCCUUUAUCUGCUUUAAUGAGAAACUCCUGCGCCGUCUCAACCAAUGAAAAGCAGCAGAACCUGCGAGCGCUGGAACACGUCCAGAGACGCACUCAAAGAUGAGGAAACGAUCGCACUUCAGUCGGAACUGGAGGCUGUGGAGAAGCAGAUCCAGGAUCUACUAGAGAAGCAGUCACGGCUGCGAGAACGAAAAACGGCGCUGGAAACAUCCAGAGCCGACGCUCGCAAAUCCGCGGUAAGUUUUCAUCGCGAUUUUAAUACUCCUUCCACUUCUACUCCGCGUGUUUCUCUGCACAGAGCCCAGGCUUCGAGAACACGGUCAGCCCAAAUGAACUUCACUCCUGCACCGGCACAACCACGGCGAAAGGCGCGAGCCAGGACUGGAGCGAUGACCCAACCGCCGCCACCGGUCUUCGAGAUGCCGACCAGGAACCGCUUUGCCGCCCUCUGCGAGACGGAAUGCAACGCUGUGGUCAUCGGAGACUCAAUCGUCCGGAACGUACGCGCUUCCUCCACUAAAGGUAAGGUGCACACUCAUUGUUUUCCUGGCGCCCGUGUUCUUGAUGUCUCUGCGCAGGUACCUGCGAUCCUGAAGGACGAUGCUAACGUCGGAGCUGUCGUGCUGCACGCGGGGGCGAAUGACGUCAGGAUGAGGCAGUCGGAGAUCCUGAAGAGGGACUUCAGGAGUCUGAUCGAGACGGUACGCAACGCAUCGCCCACAGCGAGGAUCAUCGUAUCAGGGCCGCUUCCUACCUACCGACGAGGGAAUGAAAAGUUCAGUAGACUAUUUGCUCUAAAUAAAUGGUUGAUGUCAUGGUGUAUUGAACAGAAGCUGCUCUUUGUUGAUAAUUUUGAUCUGUUCUGGGAGCGACCUAGGCUCUUCCGCCCUGACGGCCUGCACCCCAGCAGCAUCGGAGCGGUUCUUCUGUCUGACAACAUCUCAAAGACGCUACGCACCGCUUGACUACGUCUCCCAGCGCUGCCAGAGAGCGCUGCCCAGCCGUCGGAGAUGCUGCCCAGCUGCCAGAGAGCGCUGCCCAGCCGCCGACAUCCUGUCCUGUCGACAUCCAGGCCUGCCCAGCCG
This is a messenger RNA of Triplophysa rosa, 1218 nucleotides long. RefSeq lists its product as uncharacterized. Bases 178 to 1098 code for a protein of 306 amino acids. The record is from RefSeq and is a predicted model, not a curated record. Lineage: Eukaryota; Metazoa; Chordata; Actinopteri; Cypriniformes; Nemacheilidae. The transcript has 3 exons.